GGAAAGCGACCGCAAGAGGCCCCGUUGGAGCGGCCGCCGGAGCAGCGCCGGAGAUGGGAGAACAGCCCAUCUUCACCACCCGAGCGCACGUCUUCCAGAUCGACCCCAGCACCAAGAAGAACUGGGUGCCUGCCAGCAAGCAGGCCGUCACCGUCUCCUACUUCUACGAUGUCACCAGGAACAGCUAUCGGAUCAUCAGUGUGGACGGAGCCAAGGUGAUCAUCAACAGCACAGUUACACCGAACAUGACGUUCACAAAAACAUCACAGAAGUUUGGGCAGUGGGCUGACAGCAGAGCUAACACAGUGUUUGGCUUGGGGUUUUCCUCUGAGCAGCAGCUGACAAAGUUUGCAGAGAAAUUCCAGGAGGUAAAAGAAGCUGCCAAAGUAGCCAGAGACAAGUCCCAGGAGAAGAUCGAAACCUCGAGUGAUCACUCCCAAGCAUCCAGUGUCAAUGGGACAGAUGAUGAAAAGGCCUCUCACGCAAGUCCAGCUGACACACACCUCAAGUCCGAGAAUGACAAGUUGAAGAUUGCAUUGACACAGAGCGCCGCGAACGUGAAAAAGUGGGAGAUUGAGCUGCAGACCCUGCGGGAGAGCAAUGCCCGGCUGACCACGGCGCUGCAGGAGUCAGCGGCCAGCGUGGAGCAGUGGAAGAGGCAGUUCUCCAUCUGCCGUGAUGAGAACGACCGGCUCCGCAGCAAGAUCGACAAGCUGGAAGAGCAGUGCAGUGAGAUCAGCAAAGAGAAGGAGAAGAACACUCAGCUGAAGAGGCGCAUCGAGGAUCUGGAGGCAGAGCUUCGAGACAAGGAGACGGAGUUGAAAGAUCUCCGAAAACAAAGUGAAAUCAUACCUCAGCUCAUGUCAGAGUGUGAAUAUGUUUCUGAGAAGUUAGAGGCAGCUGAGAGAGACAACCAAAACCUAGAAGACAAAGUCCGCUCUCUCAAAACAGACAUCGAGGAGAGUAAAUACCGGCAGCGCCACCUCAAGGCGGAGCUGCGGAGCUUCCUGGAGGUGCUGGACGGCAAGAUCGACGACCUCCACGACUUCCGCCGAGGCCUUUCCAAGCUGGGCACUGACAACUAGCGCUGGGCCACGUGGGGUGCUCGUGAGUCCCGAGUGUGUGUGUGAGACGAGCUUGGACCAGGACAUUCUCCUGUCGCUUCUGUAAAUGCAGGUGCAGUCUGCUGUGUUUCCAAACCAGUUGUGCCGUCCACUUACUCCUCUCCAGAACAGAAAUCUCCUUUCAUUUCUCCAGCCUUGUGAGGGUGUGGACAACUGGAAGAUUCUGACUCAGGAAUCCAGAACUAGGUCUACCUUAAACAUUUACACAGUCAGGGCAGGGAUGUUUAUAUCUUUCUUAAGGGCUGUUGCAACCAUAUGAACUAAAAAAAGUACAUGUAUUUUCUAAUCCAAAUACCAAUAUCCUUUACACCAGGACAUUUGGCUCCUUUUAUUGACCAGCAUACUCUGGACAUCCACCAAGACCAGUCCCUGGGGGCACAGAGAGAACAGCUUCCCUUUCAGUAAACUCUGAGAUACGUUAAAGCAACCCUUUAGUAGAGACUUAUCCAGAGAAAGCAAACAAGCUUUUGGUGGGCAUGUUUUCUGGCAUGGUGGCCACCGGCAUCACUGUACUCCCCAGUUUGUACGGUUGCGACAUUGUUCCUUUCUUGGUUUUAAUUUCUGAGCAAAUGAUUGUGCUGUGGGAGUAGCACUCGGUGAGGGUGCCUGGCACAGUGCCUGGCAUGAAGUAGGUGCUUAAUAAAUAUUUGUUCAAUUAAA
Otolemur garnettii (small-eared galago) is the source of this 1784-nucleotide messenger RNA. RefSeq names its product homer scaffolding protein 2 (gene HOMER2). Bases 54 to 1085 code for a protein of 343 amino acids. The transcript has 9 exons. Gene Ontology annotation, cellular component: plasma membrane; postsynaptic density; cytoplasm. Lineage: Eukaryota; Metazoa; Chordata; Mammalia; Primates; Galagidae. Gene Ontology annotation, molecular function: G protein-coupled glutamate receptor binding. Gene Ontology annotation, biological process: regulation of store-operated calcium entry; G protein-coupled glutamate receptor signaling pathway. The record is from RefSeq and is a predicted model, not a curated record.